Botrytis porri is the source of this 534-nucleotide messenger RNA. RefSeq lists its product as uncharacterized. Bases 1 to 534 code for a protein of 177 amino acids. The transcript has 2 exons. The record is from RefSeq and is a predicted model, not a curated record. Lineage: Eukaryota; Fungi; Ascomycota; Leotiomycetes; Helotiales; Sclerotiniaceae.
AUGCAAUUCUCACGUAUCUCUGCCCUUGCUCUCGUCGUUGUCCUUGCGGACUUCAGCAUUGCUCUUCCCGUCAGCAAGGACUCAUCCAUUGCCGCUUUGAGCAAGCUCAUUCCUGCCGAUGCCACCAACAUGAUCCCUCGUAAUGCAGGAAACCCGGGAUACGAGGCUGCUCAAGCUGGAGAGGGUCCAUUGGCCCCCGCCCACCCAGCUGAGGUCCACCCGACUCCAGUCCAACCAGUUGUUGUUCACCCAACUCCAGUCCAGCCAGCUGCAGUCCACCCAACUCCAGUCCACCCAGGUGUAGUCCAACCAGCCGAUGUCCAAACCGCCGAUGUCCAGCCCGCCAACAUUGAACAAAGCGGAUUCCACCCAACCAUCCAGAACCCAGAGCAAGUACAGGGUGACCGAGUUGGAAACUCUUUGAUCGAUGUGAACAACCAGCUCCUUCUCCCUAUUGAUAUCGACUGCGUUGGAAUUGCCGUCUGCAACCCUGUUACAGUCCAAAGAGAGAGAGAGGCAAAGAACAGUGCAUAG